ACACGGAAGUGCAUAUCAGGGCACUCUCUUGACCCUCCUGAACGCUUCCGCUGCAGGUCUCUGUAUCUAACUUUGCUUCAUUCAGGAGUCGUUGUUAGCUUCAUAUAAUGUCAAAUAAAACCAUAACACGUCCAGGUGUUGGGGUCGGGGUGCUGGUAACCGACUCAGCCCACCCAGGCUGUGUCCUCCUCGGGAAAAGGAAGAGCGUCGUGGGCAGAGGGAUGUACCAGCUCCCCGGUGGUCACCUGGAGUUUGGAGAGCAGUGGGAGGAGUGUGCUCACAGAGAAGUGCUGGAGGAAGCAGGAGUGUAUUUGGUGAACGUCCACUUUGCCUCGGUGAUAAACUCCAUCAAACUGGAGGAGCAGUACCACUACGUCACUAUCAUCAUGCAAGGAGAACUGGACAGGGGGAAGUCUGAGGAGCCCCAAAACCUGGAGCCGGAGAAGUGUGAAGGUUGGACGUGGACUCAAUGGGACCAGUUUCCUCCUGAGGAGCAGCUCUUCUUGCCUCUAGCGGGGUUGAGACAACAAGGAUUCACGCCAUUCAGGAAUCAAGUAACAACCACUGACACUUCGCAAUGCACCCUACCUCAAAGGAUUUAACAGACACUUCCCUUUAAAACUUUUACACUGAC
Notolabrus celidotus (New Zealand spotty) is the source of this 634-nucleotide messenger RNA. RefSeq names its product nudix (nucleoside diphosphate linked moiety X)-type motif 15 (gene nudt15). The record is from RefSeq and is a predicted model, not a curated record. NCBI's taxonomy places the organism in Eukaryota, Metazoa, Chordata, Actinopteri, Labriformes, Labridae. Gene Ontology annotation, molecular function: 8-oxo-7,8-dihydrodeoxyguanosine triphosphate pyrophosphatase activity. Gene Ontology annotation, biological process: dGTP catabolic process. The coding region runs from base 108 to 602 and encodes 164 amino acids. Gene Ontology annotation, cellular component: cytosol. The transcript is spliced from 3 exons.